This is a messenger RNA of Stomoxys calcitrans (stable fly), 1667 nucleotides long. Its product is annotated as fibrinogen-like protein 1. The coding region runs from base 64 to 1524 and encodes 486 amino acids. NCBI's taxonomy places the organism in Eukaryota, Metazoa, Arthropoda, Insecta, Diptera, Muscidae. The record is from RefSeq and is a predicted model, not a curated record. The transcript is spliced from 5 exons.
CUCGACACAUCAACAUCAAAGCAAUGAAAACAUUACAAAAUAACUGCCGAUAAUUUCUUGAGAAUGAAUUUACUAAAAAAUCUCUUAUCAGUACUAAUCUUUGUGGGUAUCACUCAGUUCAAUGUGCUGGCUCAGCAGGAAAAUGAAAUACUGGCCAAAGAUAUUUCCCCCUCAGAACAUCAUAUCAACCAUCAAUUGGACUUCCUUCAAACAGCUCUUGAAAAUCUAAAAUUACGUUUAGAAAUGAUGGAUUUGCAAUUGCAAAGACAACGCCUGCAUCAAAAUAGACUUGAGGAAAAAUUUGAAGACUUCGAGGAAAAAUUAAAUGAACUACCAGAGGUUUUAUUGGCUCUGCAGGAAACGCAUUACAAUGAGUUAAAAAACUUAUUAGAAACAUUAAAGGUAAAUGAUGACUAUAUGGCCAGCCAAACGGAGUUCUUUGGCCAAGAUGGGAAAACAGAAAUUUUAAAGGAAUUUCAAAAGGUCUCCAAGAUGCAAGAGACUAUAUUAGAGAAAUUGUAUUUUCAAAUGUUGACGGCUCACGAGGAACAAAACUUAUUUGAUAAAGAGGAAUCUGAACUAAGCCCUUUAGACAGCUCAACACAGGCUCCCGGAGGAAAUACAAGUUGUUCACAUAUUUAUACCAAAAUUUUAGGUCAUUUGGAUGGUAAUGUAACUUUAUCUGAUAUAAUCGAUACCAAACUUAAGAUGAUCGCAGAAAAAUACUCAGAUGAAUCGGAGAAACAUAUGAAAUCCAUAGGCAUAACACAGGAAUUAUUGAAAUUCUUAAAUAAAAAAGAAAAUUCCAAAAUCUGCAUUAAAAAUAAGGAUCAAAAACUGGUGUGUACCGAUGAGUCUUAUCCCUCCAGCUGUAACGAUUACAGCACUUCCCACUGCACAGGAAACAAAUGCCGCCUCAAGAAUCCCAUUUAUGGUCCGCAUACAUUUUUGGCCGUAUGUGAAGACAUUAUCGAUGGCGGUGGUUGGCUGGUGAUACAAAGACGUUUCAAUGGUUCCGUGGAUUUCUAUCGUGGUUGGUCAGAAUAUAAAAAUGGUUUUGGUAAUUUGGAUGGAGAAUUUUGGAUGGGUUUGCACAAAUUGUAUGCUCUAACCACUGCGCUGGGCCCCAUGGAAUUGCUCAUACACUUGGGCGAUCACCACGAUAUAGUGAAAUAUGCCAAAUAUGAUAACUUUGCCAUAGGCAAUGAAGAAAGUGGAUAUGAGCUUAAGGACAUAGGCAACUAUGAAGGUAAUGCUGGUGAUGCCCUUUCAUUUCAAAAAGGCUAUAAAUUCUCCACUAAGGAUAAAGAUAAUGACUUUAAUGAAUGGCUAAAUUGUGCUGAUGAAAUGAAGGGGGCUUGGUGGUAUGACAAUUGUCAAGCUAGCAAUUUGAAUGGUCUUUAUUACAAAAACGGCGAAGUUCCUAUCAGUGAACAGGGCCGUGGCAUAACUUGGGGCAAAUUUCAUGGAUUGGCCUAUUCUUGGAAGUUCGUGCAGAUGAUGAUACGGCCUAAGAUGAAAUAAAAAUGUCUAUACUGUGUAACUUAGAGCAACAAAUUAAAAAAAAAUAUUUCUAAGCAUAGGACCUCUGCAGUCGUGGCUUUAACCAUUAUACUUAUAAUUUAGUUAUAAGUAUAACUACCACACGAAUAAACAAAUAAAAAAUA